Molecule: messenger RNA, 1837 nt
Organism: Drosophila ficusphila
Lineage: Eukaryota; Metazoa; Arthropoda; Insecta; Diptera; Drosophilidae
Product: translocon-associated protein subunit alpha
Exons: 3
Coding region: 169-1077 (302 amino acids)
Cellular component (GO): endoplasmic reticulum; endoplasmic reticulum membrane
Source: RefSeq, a predicted model, not a curated record
UCGGCUCUUCUGUUUUCGCCGCUAUUCCACCGCGCUCGUCACUCUUUAAUUUUCACUCGAUCGCGAAGGUUGUGUGUGCGUGUGUUUUCCCCAGGUUUCCCAGCCAAAUUUCCGUGCCGCCGCGUAUUUUACUGCCUACCCGACAAACAAACAAAAAGGGAAAUCAAGAUGAGGCAUCUGAUGUUCCUUAUGCUGAUGGUCCUGCCCAUCGUUAUUUGCACUUUCUCGGCGCCCAACAAGUUUGGAGCCUAUGCCGCCGAGGCGGUCGAGGACGACCUGGUGGACGUGGACAGCGAGGAGGGCGCAGUGACUGGUGAGGAUGCGGAAGCGGAUGAGGAGAGCGACUCGGGCAGCAGCAGUUCGCCGAAUGCGGACACCUACCUGCUCUUCACGAAACCCCUGUACACGCCUGGCCAGCAGCUGGAUCUGCCCGGCGGCAAGCCCGUUGAGUUCCUGAUUGGCUUCACCAACAAGGGCGCCGAGGAGUUCGUGAUCGAGACGGUGGAGGCCUCCUUCCGCUACCCCAUGGACUUCAACUACUUCAUCCAGAACUUCUCCGCUGUUGCCUACAACCGCGAGGUUAAGCCCGGCUUUGAAUCGACCGUUUCGUACACCUUCCUGCCCUCGGACCAAUUCGCUGGCCGUCCCUUCGGUCUGAACAUUGCUCUGGCCUACCGCGAUGCCAAUGGAAUUCAGUACAAUGAGGCUGUCUUCAACGAAACCGUUCUGAUCUCCGAGGUCGAUGAGGGUCUGGAUGGCGAGACCUUCUUCCUUUACGUCCUGCUGGCCGGCAUUGUCGUCCUGCUCCUGGUCAUCGGACAGCAGUAUCUGCUGGGCAGCUCUGGCAAGAGGAAGCGUGCCGCUGCCAAGAAGGUGAUCGAGACCGGAACCGCCAACGACAGCACCAUCGACUACGAUUGGGUGCCACAGGAGACGCUGCGGGCACUGCAGAAAUCCCCGCCCAAGUCCAAGACGCCCAAGACCUCGCCCAAGCCCGGCAAGCAGGCCAGUCCCAAGGCCGCCAGCCAGCAGAGUCCCAAGCAGCGCAAGGUGAAGCGCUCCGCCGGCGAUGACUAAGUCAAUCCGCUCAAGACUGCACACAUCCCAACAACACCAAGAACAACGGCAGCGGCAACAACAUCAGCGCGCAGCCGAAAGCAGCAGCAACAGCGAAACCCCAACAAAAAAAAACCAUUUCAUCCUGUGGGGAGCAGAGCAUUCAGUUUCGUAAUUAAUUAGUUAUGUAUAUCAUGUUCGAUCAUUUCUAGAGAUACUAUCAUAAUUUUUUUUCGUCUAUUGCGAGAUUGUUAGUCUUUAACGAAUAACGAACCACCAAUGUUUCCACAGAUUUGUUUUAGAAAUUUGAACUUUGAAAUGCCCAACUGCACAUACUCCAAACACAAACAAACAAACACAACAACAAAAAAUCCAACAAAAAUGAAACCUAAAGAAAUUCCUUUGUGAAAUUGUCUUCGUUUGUUGAAGACACAUUAUAGAGAGAGGAGCAGCUUAGAGAAUGAGUCGAACUAUAGGGAAUAAUACCAGGCGAAAAUGGAAGUGAGACCGAUCGAUUGAGAUGUAAGACAACUAAACCUUCCAUUUGUACGAUAAAUUUAAAUUAGUCCUAUUAUUACAAAUCAAUUGAUUGCCCAUUGUGUUUUAUUUUUCGUUUGCCCAUUCAAUUCCGAUCUUGACCGUCAUUCUUUUUCUGUUAGGAACGAAAGAAAUUGUUGAAGUGAGUUUUUUUUAGCUAGAAAAGUCGCAGGAAGUCGACCGAUGAAUAAGGAGAAAUUUUCUUACAACAAACAAAAACAAUAAAGUUUGAAAAAAAUAUUAA